GCACUUCAGGAGGUAGAACCACAUGUCUGCAAAAUCAACAAAUCCAUAACCAAAGAAGUCGAAAACUGCUGAAUCAAUCCGAUGGGCAAUGUGAUCGGAACGCCAGAUCUGAACGCCAGAUCUCGACCUCCUUCCGAAGAUCGAUCAGAUCAAGCCCUAGAUCGAACACAUCUCAGCCAUUGAUGACGUCCUUCAGCAAUGCUAUCUGAUCUCAGAUCGGUUGUGAAGCACAGUAGGGAGAGGGAGAGGGAGAGAGAGAGAGAGAGGGGGAGAGGGAGUUGAGGACAACGUUUGGGUAGAGGCAGCCGUGUUUGGUAGGCGUGGGAGAGAGAGGAGAGGGUGUUUGGGCGGGAAUAAAACACAUCCCAACCAUUGAUAUAUAUUUGGGAUUGAUCUCAGCCAUUGGAUCAAAAUGUAUCUCACAUACAUUUUGAUACAUUUUUCAAAAAGCUUUGUGCCUUAUUAUAUAGAUAUAUAUAUAUAUAGUGAGAAUUGUAUCUAAAACCCCCAAAUGUUUCGCCUCUUGAUUCCAUUGAUUAAUAUGUGAAAAAUAAAAAAAAAAAUGUUUGCUUCUUCAAUUCUAUACAAUAAUUAUUCUUUGUACUGUGCAUUUUAGGUGUUUGAUUCUUUGUCUUUUGAAUUUUUUUUUUUUCAUAGAGAAUAUAUCUUGAAUGUUGUUAAUUGUGUGCGUGUGUAUGUGUGUUAGCAAAACCAUAAUCACAUGCUUUGAAUUAAUGUGCUCUGUGUUGUGAAGGGAGCAAAUGAAAAAGAUUUUACACUGGUGUUAGCUAUCCGGGGCAAAGUUAUUUCUUAUAAUGUCAAGUUCAAGACAUUGAAGGAGCUUCAUCAUUUAUCCACAGAUGAUCUUGAUGAUUGGGGAGCAAGUUGGUGUAAUAAUACUUAUCAAUUCAUUAAAAGCCUGUCACAUGUUUGAUCAUUAUCCUACAUAUUUCUACUUCUUUCUUCAGCAGAUGGUACAUGAGAUGGCAAUGGUUUCAGCUAUUCAGGAAGCUCAGAAGGAUAACCUUAGAAGUUUUAAUGAUUAUAUGAUGACAGUUUUGGAGGUUUCAUCUGGUCAAUCUAGUAUAGAGCUUCCACCUCUAGCUAAUAAGCCUGUCUAUGAGAAAAAAUCUGCAGCCUAUGCUGAAGUUUUUAAGAAUCUCAAUAAUGCAAGAGAGCGUAGUUUUUCGUUUAAAGUAAGGCCUUUAUUCUUAAUUUGUAACUUUAAAGUUCUUCUUGCUAUCAUCUUAAAACAUAUUCCUUUUUGUCUUUUCCUUCUCUCCUUGGUUCUUCAGAUGAAGCUUGUUAGAGGUUUGAUUGCUGGUUAGGUUUUAUUUUGGUUAUGUUGCUUAGUUGGAGUCUUGGGGGAGGUCGUGAGGCUCAUGCCACUACAGGAAAACAUA
Molecule: messenger RNA, 1403 nt
Organism: Camellia sinensis
Lineage: Eukaryota; Viridiplantae; Streptophyta; Magnoliopsida; Ericales; Theaceae
Source: RefSeq, a predicted model, not a curated record